AUGUCUUCCAAUCAGGUACCUGCGCGAUUUGAUAAGCACAUAUUGUUGUUAUUCACCGUCAGAACGACUCUUUUCCCGUCGAAUGCACGUCCAGGUAGUGCGUCAACCAAUAACAACGUUGUUGGUCAACAGCCUUCUCGAAUGAGUAACGACGCAUCCUCUCCUGUUCAGCAACAACAGAAAGGCCAACGUUCGAACGGCACAGACCCUCAGACAGAUACUGAUAAUUCUGAUACUAAGAAUUCAUCUAUUCCAGCCCCGGCAGAUAGUACUCCUUCACCAUCUGAGAUUGCUGCCAUCAAACGUCAAUGCGCCGCGGAGAUAUUGUCACUAAUUCCGAAGUCCAUCGCUCGAGCCUUCUUCGGCGGAGGUGCCAAACAUCGAGCCAAUAACGAUACUACUAACAAUAGGAACGAAAGUAGUCAUGGCGAACUACCACCCUCCACGGUCAACGGCUCAUCUCGGGGCUCAUCAGCUGCUACAAAUCAUACUGAUGAGAAUAAGGAUGAUAAAACAGAAGAGCUCUUGGAAGCGAUAGAAAGAGAUUUACUGGACCCUUUCUCUGAUGCGUACUGCAAUAAACAUCUUAUCUAUGCCAUUGUUGAGCUUUUCCUGAUCAAAUUGAUGCCUGAGUUGUCAGAGCACAGCAUCAGUGGUCUCAUGGAAGAGCGCGGAAUUGUCUCGUGA
Molecule: messenger RNA, 687 nt
Organism: Talaromyces stipitatus ATCC 10500
Lineage: Eukaryota; Fungi; Ascomycota; Eurotiomycetes; Eurotiales; Trichocomaceae
Exons: 2
Coding region: 1-687 (228 amino acids)
Source: RefSeq, a predicted model, not a curated record